Molecule: messenger RNA, 2254 nt
Organism: Hippocampus zosterae (dwarf seahorse)
Lineage: Eukaryota; Metazoa; Chordata; Actinopteri; Syngnathiformes; Syngnathidae
Gene: st7l
Product: suppression of tumorigenicity 7 like
Exons: 15
Coding region: 22-1644 (540 amino acids)
Molecular function (GO): protein binding
Source: RefSeq, a predicted model, not a curated record
GGGAGGGAGGGGGAAGAAAACAUGGAGGACUCUACUGGCAGUAAUCCCCAAUCACCCGGUUUCACUGACAAGUUAAAGUCGUGGCUCUCGUGGUCGUGGACGUACGUGUGCUUCGUGUGGUUCGGCAUGGUGCUCAUUAUGAUCUACGUGCUAUGGAGCCCGCUCAAACUGCAGGACAGCUUUACGUCGGCGUCGCUGUUUUUGAAUACACUGACACCCAAGUUCUACGUGGCUCUCACUGGGACCUCUUCCCUCAUCUCUGGACUCAUCCUUAUAUUUGAGUGGUGGUACUUCCGGAAGUACGGCACGUCAUUCAUCGAGCAGGUCUCUGUGAGCCACCUGCGCCCCCUCCUCGGCGGAGUGGAGAGCAACUCAGGUACUGGCCUCUUCUCGUCUGUCAAUGGGGAGGCUGAGCCUAGACCCAGUGUGUCAGAGUGUAAAGUCUGGAGGAAUCCUUUGAACCUUUUCCGAGGAGCAGAAUACAACAGGUACACAUGGGUGACGGGAAAAGAACCACUGACGUAUUACGACAUGAACUUGUCGGCUCAAGACCAUCAGACCUUUUUCACAGGAGAAACACAGCAGUUCAGGCCUGAGGAUUCGGUCAUGCAGAAGGCCUGGAGGGAGAGAAAUCCUCAAGCUAGGAUUAGAGCAGCUUACCAGGCCAUAGAGUUGAACCACGAAUGCGCCGCAGCGUACGUGCUCCUCGCCGAGGAAGAAGCCACAACAAUCACGGAAGCUGAGCGCCUCUUUAAAAAAGCUUUGACCAUUGCGGGUAAAGACAUCAACCUGCUUGUUUACAUUAAGCGCAGAUUGGCCAUGUGCGCGCGCAAGCUUGGACGCAUUAAAGAAGCCGUGAAAAUGAUGAGAGACUUAAUGAAAGAGUUCCCGUUGUUGGGGAUGUUAAAUAUACACGAAAACCUCCUGGAGGCGCUCCUUGAGCUGCAGGCGUACGCCGAUGUCCAGGCUGUCCUCGCCAAAUACGACGACAUCAGCCUCCCGAAAUCGGCCACCAUAUGCUACACGUCUGCCCUGCUGAAAGCGCGGGCUGUUUCAGAUAAGUUCUCCCCAGAGGCAGCGUCGCGGCGGGGGCUCAGUACUGCCGAGAUGAACGCUGUGGAGGCCAUUCACAGAGCCGUGGAGUUCAAUCCCCAUGUGCCCAAGUACUUAUUAGAAAUGAAGAGCCUGAUCCUGCCACCAGAGCACAUCCUGAAGAGGGGUGACAGCGAGGCGGUGGCGUACGCGUUCUUCCAUCUGCAGCACUGGAAGAGGGCCGAAGGCGCCUUAAACCUUCUCCACUGUACAUGGGAGGGCACUUUCCGGAUAAUUCCCUACCCACUGGAGAAGGGUCACCUGUUCUACCCGUACCCAGGAUGCACAGAAACGGCAGAUCGGGAGCUGUUACCAUCAUUCCAUGAGUUGUCGGUGUACCCAAAGAAAGAGCUUCCUUUCUUCAUCCUCUUCACCGCCGGCCUUUGCUCCUUCACCGCCAUGCUGGCCAUGCUCACACAUCAGUUCCCUGAGCUCAUGGGCGUCUUCGCCAAAGCAUUUUUCAGCACACUCUUCGCACCACUGGGAUUCUUCGCGGACAAGAUGGAAAGCUUCAUGCCGUCCAGUUUUUGGCAUCAACUGACUCGGAUCUGACCCCGACACAAACACGCACACAGUGGGAAAAACAAAGUCGUUCUCCUGUCCUCAGCAUUACUAUCUACUUGUUGCUUUUGUUACUGAUUAUAUUGGCCUGGGUCGUAUCAACAAAGCAGUCAGUACCACUCUUAAGACGCUCGCUCUUCCAGCUGCCUGCAGCAUGUCCAAGAAUUCGACAUUUACAUGUAUUUGUCACGAGGGGAAUUUGAAAUGGGUUUUUUAGCCGGUGGUAGAAUAACAAGCUGUUGUAUACAGUACUAUAUUAUGUGUAGCCACAUAUGGCUGUUAUCCGUUUGCCACAGCAUUUAAUGGUGUCAUCCUCAGUAGGAGAAGGUUAUGAGUAUUAAUAAUAAUAAUAUCACACUACAGCAAAUACAACCCAUUAUUGAUUUAUUGUUGUAUUGUACUGAUGUAUAACUGAAUUUCUUUAAAUAGUGCCCCAAUGGGUUGUCAACCGCUAAAACAAACAUCGGUCCCUCAGGAAAAACAACAAAUUGCUGUAAUUUAGGGCUGUCACGAACAAAUCUCUUUGGAUUUGACUCUCCUAUUAAUUAUGCCCUUGAUUACUUGAGUAAUCAUACCCCCAGCACCCUCCCCCUAACACACA